Messenger RNA from Loxodonta africana (African savanna elephant), 2386 nucleotides. RefSeq lists its product as uncharacterized. The transcript is spliced from 5 exons. Bases 1 to 1272 code for a protein of 423 amino acids. The record is from RefSeq and is a predicted model, not a curated record. Lineage: Eukaryota; Metazoa; Chordata; Mammalia; Proboscidea; Elephantidae.
AUGGGGGUCGAGCUGCGGGCGAAGGCGGGGUGCCUACCAGACGCCCCUCGGGGCAGGCAUAGGCCGAGCGCGCCGCGCGAGCCCGCCGCUCCCGGAGCAGGGUUUGAUUCCGCUUCGCCUUUCCCAAGCCGAGGUCUCAGCCUUCGCACAACCCUGCGCGAGGCUGCUCCUCAAUGGAUACAAACAGCGAGCGUCUCAAUGGAUACAUUCUCGGAGUCAGCCAAUGAGCGAGCUGCGGAAGGGGCUGUUGCCGUGGGGACGGGCCGGCUGGAACAGGAAUUUCCGCUCCGGAUAAGCCCCAGUGCAAACAAGCUGCAACAGCGGGCUCCGCAGGAGGAAGGAGAAAGAAAAGGAGGCGGUGGCGGAGGAGGAGCAGGGCACAUAAACCAGGGCACUUCAGUUGUCUCAUGUUUCCUUUUGUUGAGAGUUCACACUUCGCGUCGGAACUUUUGCGCACAAAUGGUGCAAUUAGAAGACACAAAAGCCCUUGUUCGAGACGCCUAUGUUCGCGAGGUAGCUUUAGGAAAACUUAAGCUGACUUUUUCCCUUCAAAUUCACUCGGGCCCGAAACGACUGUUCUGGGGACCUAAAUCACCGCCCUUCCGCCACCCAUCGCACACGGGGGGGUCGCGCUCGUUAAUCAUUUCUGGUCAGCGAGCUCGGCUUCCGACUGAGGAGCCGGUCUGGUGGGACUGCCUAGGUAAGGUGCGCGAGGGCGCGCUGGGCCAAGCCGGCGUCCUCGCCACCAGCAAGGUGGGAAGGAAGUCCUGCCGAAAGGCUUGCAGUCUGCGGGGGCUCAGCUGGCGGACUGGACGACUGGUUACUAUAGACAAGGACUCAUGUCCCAGGGGCGCCUCACUACACCCGGCCGGCUGCAGCCUUCACCCCGCCUGGCACUGUCCCCCACUUCGGCCUGGCCCCCCUUCCCUGCGCAAGCUACAGCACCCCCCACCCCCAGCGCCCGGCACACGCGGAGCCCCGGCCGCGCUUGCGCGCUGCGCUCCUUGCCGCUGCCCGCUGUCCCACCUCCCGGCUCGGCAGGCACCGGGCGUUGCUCGACCUCCCGGACCGGUGCGGAGGCCGAGAGCCGGCCUCUGGCUUCCGUGCGGCCUGGGACGGGGUGGGGGGUCGAAAAGGAGUGCCGACUUGGACUCCCUGGCUCCCGAGGUGGGCGGGGAGUCGCGGGGACGGUAUCUACGGCUCUACCAAGCAAGCAGAUCUCCAACAGAAAAGGCAGAGAGGGAAGUUGGUUUCUACUCAAACCCAGUUUGAAAGUGCUGUUACUUGAGCUUCAGCAGAGAUUUGGGAGGACAAUCCCAGCACUUCGCCAACCUGAAUAACGAAACGGUUAGUUUUACCCAUGGUUCUCUAUUGCGUGAAACCCUACCGCUACAGGAAUGUCGUUUCUUUGUGGCAUCUUUAAUCGUUCGGCAUCAAGGCCCUCGGGAGUGAGGCUGCCAGGGUUUGAAUUCUGCCCCACCUCUUCUUAGAUGUGUAACCUUGGUUAAAUCAUCUAACUGUUCGAAACCGCAGUUUUCCGCGUUAGUACGAUUAGUGUAAUAAUGAUAGCAGCUUCAUAGGGUCGCAGUGUUAAUUGAACGGGUACAAUGAAGUUCCCUAAUAUGGUGGAGGUGUGCUUUAGCUUAGUUCAUACCAGUUUCAUUGUUCUGAAUUGGGAGCCGGCAAAAUGAUCGGGAUCCUUUUGGACAUUUCUUUCCAACCCAAAGAUGCCCUUUGAGGCCUGCCCAGCCCCCCAGCCGCCCCCCGCCCCCCCGCGCAAACUGCCCUAACUAGUUUAUUCUAUUCCAACUCAGCUGUCAAGCAAAGCAGGUGCUGUCCUGACCAAAAAAAAAAGCCAGUUGGCAUUGAGUAGAUUCCAACUCAUAGUGACCCCAUGUGUGCCAUAGUAGACCUGUGCUCACUAGGGUUUUCAGAAGCAGGUCAUCCGGCCUUUCUUCCCAGGUGUCCCAGGCGGGUUGCUAACGAUUUCCACCACCCAGGUACCCUGGUGCUGCCCUAGACCAGGCUUAAAAUCCUUUAGCACUCUUAAUAAAAAGAAUGCUACCUUUCUAACUUCUCUGGACUAAACAACAACAACAAAAAAAAACCCUUGCCAAGUCAAGUGAGUUCUGACCCCUAGCGACCCUAUAGGACAGAGUAGAACUGCCCCAUAGGGUUUCCAAGGAGCUGGUGGAUUCCAACUGCCAACCUCUUGGUUAGCAGCCGGGCUCUUAACCAUUGCACCACGAGGGUCCUCUUUUAAAGCACCAUAUGCUGCUGCCACACCACACUGAUACAAUAGAAAUGAUGUGUAUUGGGCAUGGUCUCCAUUUAUGUGCUUAUGUGCUUGCAUGUGUAUAAUUUCAGUCAGUCUUCAACAACCCAU